AAAUCAUAUGAUCUUAGAGCCUUAUCCUUACCCACCACAAAAUCUCCAAUUUCUUCCUUUUCUUGUUUUCUUCUUGUAUUCUCUUCAUACCAGGAGAAGAAAAAAUAAUAAUAAUAAUAACAAUAAUACUUGCUACUACUACUCUCUCUCUUUCUCAAUCCACCAAUCAUGUAAACAAUGCAAAAGAAAUUGCAUUUCUUGUCUGCCCACAAAUUCUCAUUACCCUGCACUAAACUCAACAAUUUCCCCUCUCCUUGCCAUGAUUUUCAUUCACUUUCUUGCUCAAGAACUCUCCAUUUUCCGUCUCUUUCUUCCAAGACAAACACUACCAUUCCUCUUCCUCGUAAGUCUCCUAAGACAACUGAACCCAUUAACAACCCACCUCCACAAAAACCCGACGAUGAUUUCCAAGAAAAAAUGCUCUACCUAGACUCACUAGGUCUAGACAUCUUCUCCAUAGCAGACCACCACCGUCGGAUUAUCCUCUCCGCCUCCCUCACCAACAUUAAGUCAACCGUUGAUUUGUUCACCUCUAUGAACUUCACUUCGAUAGAGUUUCGCAGGAUUGUUUCCAUGUGUCCCGAGAUUCUCGCUUUAAAUUCCUCUUCCAUCCUCCCCAACUUCACCUUCCUUCUCCGGGAAGCUCGCGUCAACGGUUCUGAUUUAAAGAGAGUAAUCAACCGACGGCCAAGACUGUUAGUCUCAAAUGUGAAACACAGACUGCGUCCUACCUUAUAUUUUCUCCAAAGUAUUGGAAUAGAAGAGAAUUCGUGGAACUGGAACGAUAGUGAACAUUUAUGAGGCUUGGAGUUUGAACAACCCCUUUAAUUAGGACCCUUUAUUUUUAUAGAGGAGAGGAAAAACAGGAGACCAGUAAAGAGAAGUUAUGUGAGAAUCGGGAGUGCCUUGUUAAUCCCAAUAGAACAAGCUUACCAUUGCAUGGAAAGAUUUCGAGCAUAUCUUGUCUGGUAUGCAGCAAACUGGUGAGCUGGAUUGCCAAAGUUUUUAUGUUUUAUCAGGUGAUUGUUUCUGCUUGUUCAUCUUCUAGCCCAGCUUGUAAUUCUGAAAUUUGAGAUGAAAUAAGCUCUUAGAGCUUCAACUGGCUGAUUCUUUUAAGGGUAUAAGCUAUUAGUAUCGGUGGUGCAAAACAAGUUAUUGCUCUCCUAAUCACAAGUCACUACAACAUGGAAAUAGGAUUUAUGCCAGUUAGCAUUAUGUAUACUGUACUAACCCCUAAACCAUUCAUCAAAAAAGCAAACAAGACCACCGUGGAUGGUUUUGUUGAUCGAAGGAAUGUUAGCUCAGUACUGCAGAAUUUGCUCCUUGUUUUGUUCCUCGACUGCUCUGCUGGAAUAGUAAGGGUAAGAGAUGUAUUUUUCUUCCCUCAAGAGUCUCAACAUGGAUAGUCUGGCUUUGAUUGGAACGUCUGUUUUCUAUUGAACUUGAAAGACUCGAAAGGUAAGCUUAUUGCUAUGUGCAAAAACGCAUAUGUAAAAGAAAGAAGGAACAAAAAUCAAUAACUCCUUCGGUCAUUUAAGAACCCAGAAUUUUCACUUGAAUGCUAACUCUCCAACACUUGCUCCUAGUUAUAGAUUGGAGCAAAUAUAGUCUACCCAUUAUUACCACCAAAUAUAGUUUUGUAGUUCCAGUUUCCAACGAAGAUCGAGUCCAAGCAUGAUUAUGGUGAUCAGGUAGCUGUCCUUAGAAAUACAUAGUUCUUUUACCCUUUGUUUGGAUCGAGAGAAAACAAGA
Molecule: messenger RNA, 1752 nt
Organism: Ricinus communis (castor bean)
Lineage: Eukaryota; Viridiplantae; Streptophyta; Magnoliopsida; Malpighiales; Euphorbiaceae
Product: transcription termination factor MTEF1, chloroplastic
Exons: 2
Coding region: 178-801 (207 amino acids)
Biological process (GO): regulation of DNA-templated transcription
Molecular function (GO): double-stranded DNA binding
Source: RefSeq, a predicted model, not a curated record